Messenger RNA from Sebastes umbrosus (honeycomb rockfish), 2496 nucleotides. RefSeq names its product solute carrier family 2, facilitated glucose transporter member 1 (gene slc2a1c). Gene Ontology annotation, molecular function: hexose transmembrane transporter activity. Lineage: Eukaryota; Metazoa; Chordata; Actinopteri; Perciformes; Sebastidae. The record is from RefSeq and is a predicted model, not a curated record. The transcript is spliced from 10 exons. Bases 1 to 1521 code for a protein of 506 amino acids. Gene Ontology annotation, biological process: monosaccharide transmembrane transport. Gene Ontology annotation, cellular component: membrane.
AUGACGUCGAUCAGCUGGUCCAUGAGAACCAGAGGAGGCCCGCGGCUGCCUUUCUAUCAGGCCUGCCCCAAAUUCACCAGCUGGAGCCAUCUGACGGCCACACUCCUGACCUCCAUCCUGGCAGCGGUGCUCGGCUCCCUGCAGAUUGGCUACCACACGGGCAACGUCAACGCUCCGGCCAAGAUCAUUGAAGAGUUUUUCAACCACACCUGGAGAGCCAGGCACAACCAGUCGAUGCCAGAUCACAGCCUGACUCUCCUGUGGUCGCUCUCUGUCAGCAUUAAAGACUUCGGAGCCUUGCUGGGCUCGCUGGGAGUCAAAUACCUGGCAGACUCUUACGGAAGACGUAACUCCAUCCUAAUAGUGAACUGUCUCUCCGUGGUGGGAGCGUGCCUGAUGUCCGCCUCCAAAGCCAGCGAGUCAUUUGAGGUCCUCAUCCUGGGACGGUUGGUGUUCGGUCUCUUCUGCGGCCUGGUGAUGAGUCUUAAUCCGCUCUACAUCCAGGAAGUGUCCCCCACAAACCUGAGAGGGGCCUUCGCCACACUCAACCAGGUGUCCUUUGCCACAGGCAUCCUGGUGGGAAUGGUGGCUGGUCUGGAGACAGUGUUGGGUACGGAGCAUUACUGGGCCUUGAUGCUGUCGCUGUCGGUUAUCCCGGCCCUGACGCAGUAUCUGGUCUUGCCUUUCUGUCCCGAGAGCCCUCGCUACCUGCUCAUCAACCGUGGAGAGGAGAGCAAAGCAGAGGCUGCCCUGCUGAGGUUGAGAGGAAGCUCAGACAAGGUGUUCGCUGAGCUGGAAGAGAUGAAGGAAGAGGCCGCCCACACUCAGACCGGUGUCACCAUCCAAGAGUUCUUCAAGAAGCGCAGAUACAAGCAGCCAAUCAUCAUCGUCCUCGUCAUCAACUUGGGCAGCCAGCUAUCCGGAUUCAAUGCGAUCAUCAAUUAUUCCACCAGAAUGUUCCAGGCCAAGUUUGAUCAGGCCAAAUACCUGACUCUGGGCGUGGGGGUCGUCAAUGUGACCUUCACUUUGGUGGCAUUCUUCCUGAUGGAAAGGGCAGGAAGGAGGAGAUUGCUCCUGACUGGUUUCAUCUCCUUAGCUGUGUGCAACUUACUCAUGACCAUAGUGGAUUCUGUGCUGCACCUGGUCCCAGAGCUGCGGAGCCUGCAGGUCCUGCUGGUUUUCUGCCUGAUCUCAGCCUACGAGCUGGGCCCCGGCCCCAUCUCAUGGUUCAUCGCUGCUGAGCUGUUCGACCAGCCUGGCAGACCCAUCGCUAUGGCCUUCACCAGCAUGCUCAACUGGGGAGGGAAGUUUGUUCUGGCACUCCUCUUUCCUCCAUUACUGAAAAUCUGCGGUGCGUACGUCUACCUCCUCUUCAUGACCGUGGCUCUGGUCGCCUUCACCUUCACCUGGAUUCGCCUCCCAGAGACAAAAGGACGCACAUUCGACGACAUUGCAGAGGAGUUCAGAGGAGCGGAGGGCAUCCCUUUGCACAAUAAGACUGGAUUCAACACUUUCCCCUGACCGACAAUUCAUCUAAGAUUACAUUAAACUGAAUUAUACAGUUGGAGAACAGUCCAACAUCUUUCCUUGAAUUGGUGUUUCCAGCAGCCUUCCAGCUCAUUAUUGGUCUGUGAAAUCUCACAUAUCUCUGAACUGUGUACACUUGUAAGAUGUCUGUGAAAACCGACCACAGCUGUGUGAAUAAAUAUUUCAUCAAAUAUGAUCUACUGCGGCUUGCAGGAACCGCAGAGGAAGACGAGCCAGGAGAUCAGAGAUCACAGGAGAAGAUUGGGUUUUAAAACACCAGAGGGCAAACUGAAAUUUACAUAUAAAUUACUGUACUGGUUCAUUCAACGUCAGCAUCUAAUAACUCACGAGUCUGGGUCUCAGUUUUGUCAUGUGUUAAGAAGAUUUAAGUCUGUCUCAGAUUUCUCUGUCUCUCUGUAUGAAAACAGUGCCAUCUACUGGACCAAACUUUAUAGGAGAUGUUGUUAAUUAAACUACAAUACAAUUCUUUAUUACAGCUACAGAGUCUAGUAAUAAAUACAGCAACCUUUUGUGCUGCAAUACUUUCACUUGAGUCACCAGAACAACUGUGAAUUUCAGUUUUGAACAGCUCAGUGUGUUACCACUAGCAGCUGUUCAGCUUCAGAGAAGACAGUCAAUUUAUAUAUAUCGCUGUUAAAAUGAGGGUGAUACUAGCAGUACUACUACAAUGAAAUUAUGUUGCAAAAAAUAUCAAUUUUUUCUUAAUCUACAGUAUACUGGUACACCAAGACAGUCAACAAAUAUGUAACUGAACUGCAGCAUUCAAUUAAUUUGCUCUGGAAACAGGGUUGUAUUCAAAUGAGGGAUUCGGAGAAAAUUAAACACACUAAGUUUUUUAUCUUUAUGAGAAUUUUUUUAUGUAGACAUGCUGUAACCAUAGAAAUAAAAGUGAACUGUUGGCCAUAGUAAUUUAGUUAGUCAUUUUCACUCCAAAAUGGCAGAAGCGUA